GUUAAAGUUCCAAGCAUGCGAUAGUACUUACUUAGAUAGCAUGUUUUCAUGCAUAUAGUUUAAGUCUGACGCAGUUUAGGGAAACACUACAGAUAUGGGACGCUUUCUGGCCUGCUUUAUUUUGAUGUUUUAUCUUUAUAAGACGUGGGAGGCGGCUACACACGAAUGCCAUGGGCACCAUCAUUGCACCAGUGUCAGCUGCCCCACUUUAAAUUCCAUUUGUGUCCACGGGCAAUGUCGUUGCUCUGACACUGUGGGAGGAGGAAUUUCAUGUCUUGAGCAUCAUCAUGUGGCCAACACCCAUGACCCAAAUUGUCAAAGUGCUGGUAUCAAAUGCUCAGAUGGUCAUAGCCCAGGUUGUCAUGAAGGGCAUUGCACAUGCGCUCAUGGUUCUUUCACUUGCAAUCUUGUAAACGAAUGUAUAGAAGGGGUAGCUAACCAUACACUUGAAGACUGUGUUAAUGUCGGUGGAAUACACGGAUUCUGGCAUUGUGCCGAGCAUCAGUGUAAAUGCAUCUUCUUCAAUCACACGGACUCUACUUUAGUAGGAUGAAAAACGAG
Saccostrea cuccullata (small rock oyster) is the source of this 561-nucleotide messenger RNA. RefSeq lists its product as uncharacterized. The transcript has 4 exons. Bases 95 to 553 code for a protein of 152 amino acids. NCBI's taxonomy places the organism in Eukaryota, Metazoa, Mollusca, Bivalvia, Ostreida, Ostreidae. The record is from RefSeq and is a predicted model, not a curated record.